CGAGUUUUUGCGGGUCGGCUCAAAAAAGCCGCAAGGCAGCCUAAAUCGUCGGUUUCGGGGACGUGCGAGGCGGCUGCACAACUACCAGAAACCAUCGAGUACUCAGAGCUGGGCGGGCGCGGCUGGGAAGCGCUGUAGUUUCCAAUUUGCCCUGUAUCGGCCAGGGCUGCAAAUUGACGCGAAACGACGAUGGCCCAGCCCGGCGAGCGCGUCUGGAUAAGACACUCGACAGAAGUGUGGGAACCCGCGGUCGUCGAUGCCGUCGACGGGUUGCGGGUCCAGGUCCACGCGGUCGGCGGCGCGCGCGAACUUACCUUCAAAGAUGCUGCUACUUUAGAGGACGGCGUCAAGCGUCGCAACGAAGGAGAUAUUGCCACUGUGGACGAUCUCGUAAGGUUGCCCUUCCUGCACGAACCGGCCAUCUUGCAUGUCUUAAGAAGUAGAGCCCGAGCCGGUUUGAUCUAUACGAACGUCGGCGCGAUCUUGUUGGCGGUGAACCCCUUCAAGCGGCUACCAGAAUUGUACGGUAAUAAUGCGGUAGAGACACAGAGAUCAGCAGGAGCAUUAAGAGCCGCGGACCCGGAAUCCGCACAACCACCGCCGCCCCACUGCUUCGCCGUCGCCGACCAGGCCUACCGCCAGAUGCGUUCGGCACUCACAGGGAGAAAACCCGCGGACCAGGCCAUCCUCAUCUCCGGAGAGUCUGGCGCCGGUAAAACAGAAACGACAAAAUUCGUGAUGCGCUACUUAGCCGGUUUGUCGUUGCAGGGCGGGUCGUUACAGGGCCUGGAGGCGCGGGUCCUGCAGACGAAUCCCGUCCUCGAAGGUUUUGGGAACGCUCGCACGUUGAGGAAUGAUAAUUCCUCAAGAUUCGGCAAGUGGAUCUCGCUGGACUUCGACGAGCGAGGGCGAUUAGCUCGGGCGGGUCUGCGGACCUAUUUACUCGAGAAGGUGCGGUUAGUACGACAGACGGAGGGCGAGCGGGGCUUCCACGUCUUCUACGAGGCCCUCGCUUCGAGAAAACUCAAGAACUGGCCUUCCUCUGAAAGGGAGUCGGUGUGCGUGUCUGGUAGUAGUAGAGGCGUCGAUGGGCGAGAUGAUGGGGUGUUGGACGCGGAUAGUUUUGAGGAACGUGUGCGAGCAUUGACCACUUUAGGACUGGAUCAAGAUGGUAUCAACAAGGCCUUUGCUACGUUAUCAGCUGUUCUACACUUGGGCGCAGUCCGCUUCGUCAAGGAGCACAAGGGCGCGACACAAGACUCCGGGAGUAGCGUCGACCCUUCCUCGAGACAUCGCUUAAAUCAGGCGUCCGAAGCCUUAAAGGUCGAGCCCACGGCCCUAGAGCUAGCUUUGUGUAGGAGGAACGUCACAACAGCCGGAGAAUCCUUAGAAUUGCACUUACCCCCAGACGCGGCGGCAAGGUCGCGCGACGCCCUCCUCAAGGCCAUCUACGGCGCUUUGUUUGACGACCUCGUCAGGUCCUGCAACCGCGCGUUGCAGGCGGACGUCCCGACAAGCGCCUCGAUAGGCCUCCUCGACAUCUUCGGCUUUGAAGUGUUCGCCACCAAUAGCUUUGAACAGUUACUCAUAAACUACACCAAUGAAAGGUUGCAAGCGCACUUCAACAACUUCGUCUUCGAAAAUGAACAAAGAUUAUAUGCCUCCGAAGGUUUAGAGUGGGACGCCGUUGAUUUUCCCGACAACACUGAAGUGCUGGCGCUCAUCGAGGGGUCCAAAAAGUCUUUAACACCUUCCAAGACGAGGCAGACCCUACCUUCGGUCCAGCAGCAGGCCGCCAUCGGGUUACUGGCUACUAUAGAUGAUGAAUGCUUGCUCGUUGCGGGACGGGCGGACGCCGAAACUUCAGAUGCGGUCACCGAUGACUUGGAUGAGAGGUCAGCUCGAAUCCUAGGUGAGCGCCUCAAAAAAACGUUCAUCAACGAAGCGAGGUAUGCUUGUGAUGCCAAGCAGGAGCGAGGCGCAUUAUUCAGCGUUCAUCACUACGCCGGCCCGGUCGAAUAUAGUGUCAGAGGCUUCGUGGCCAAGAACAUGGACACUUUAGCUCCAGACGCGUCGAAAUUACUCGCUACGUCGUCGUUCGCGAACGCGUUCGACACGUCAUCUGCGACGUCGUUGUCUCCCGAACGCAAGUGGGGCUCCGGGCGACGUGUCACUGGUAGAAGGGCGUCUUCACUAGCGACAACCACGGUAGCGCAACGCUUCCGGACGUCGCUAGGUGCUUUAUUGGUGGAGAUUCGGGCGACGUGCCCGCACUUCAUAAGAUGUCUGAAGCCAAAUGACGCGAACGUGCCCGACGUGCUCGAAGCACCUCGACUCGUCGAGCAGCUGCGGUACUGCGGUGUUUUAGAAGCUGUUAGAGUUGCUCGGGCGGGCUAUCCUGUUAGGUUACCUCAUGCGGAGUUUGCUCGCAGAUACAGGUGUGCGGCCCCGGCGGGAUGGGUCUACAAGCCGCCCAAACUGGACGAUGCUUUGGACGGGGCGCAGAAGGCGGCUUUACAUGCGGCGAGAGCAUUAGUGUUAGUGUUGGCGCCGGGCGCGGAGUUAAGGGUCGAGCCCGCUACUCAAGGUGAUAGGAGACGAGGCGUCGCCGUCGGCAAGACCAAGGUCUUCCUAAGGAAGGACGCGUUUGAAGCCCUCGAAGCGCUACUAGCUAGAAGGACGGCGGAGGCGGCCGUCCGGGUCCAGAAGGCGUUCCGCGGCCGCGAAGCGAGAAGGUACCUCCGCUCUGCUAGAAAGCUGGCUCAUUUUGUUCAAGUAAGAGCGCGCCUCAAGUUACGAAGGAGGCGGCGGGCGGCUCUGUCGAUUGCCGGCGCCGUGCGCGUCGUCGGCGCGACCCGCAAGUUUAGGGCCUCGCGACGCAUCGCGCGGGCCGCGCAGACGGCGGGUCGGGGCGCGCAAGCGCGGCGGAAGCUCGGCUGGUUACGAGACGCGAAGGCCGCGCGCAAGUUGCAGAGGGUAGCGCGGCGGGGCGAAGCUAGAGGGAGCUUUCACAGGCUGCGGUCCGCGUGCAUCACCUUGCAGUGUCUAGCUAGAAUCCAACAAGCGAAGCAGGCGAAGCGCCACGAGCACCAACUCAGGAGGGACGCGUCUCUGGUGUUGGUCGAUCUCCGCAAGGCCGAGGUCCGCACGGACGCGGUGCGCGCCGAGACGGCCGCGGCGAUCGCCUCCGCCAAGCUCGCCAAACAAACCCACGACGAGAAAAUCAAAAUGUUGGAUUUGGAAUUAAGACGCCAGGCGACGGCGCGCGUCGCCGCGCGCGCGGAGGUGGCCGCUGUUAGAGCGGAGCGCGACGCCGCGUUGAAAGCCUUGCAGGCAGAACGGGAUCUAAGGCAAGCACCUACUGACCCCGGCCUCAAGACGAAAGCGCGGGACGCCGCAAACGCCCAGCGCGACGCGCGGGCCAUCGUCGACGCUUGUGCGCAAGAUUGUCGAGAUGCUGCUGCCAGAGCCUCGAUGUCGCAGUCGGCGAAGAGUGCAUUGGACGCCGAGGCCGGCCGCUCGGCCGUCGCCGCGACGGAGGCCGCGCGGCGGUGUACUGAUAUAGAAAAGAAGGCGAAUCGGGCCGCCGCGCGCUUCGCCGAGGCGAGCGGCCGCCAAUCGCGAGACACCUUCUCCGAGGACGGCGCCGUGAUGACGCCGCUGGCGACGGACGAUCGGCGUGCUCUAGAUGUGGCGCGCGACGCGUCGCGCUUAGCCAAGGAGGCCUUGCAAGCAGCGCGUGCGACGAAGGAGUGCCGGGCACUAAGAGCUAGAGCGGCAAGGCGGUUGGCCGACGACGCGAGGCAGCUCCAGGCCGAGGAGCCGCCGCCCGUCCCGUUUGAUCUGGGCAUGCAGCAGCCCAUCGCGUCGGAUUCUGACGGCGAGUUCCCCGAGGAGGCCGCCUCGCCGGGCAUGCGCAAAGCCCGGAAGCGCAUCGGGCGCCAGAAGGAGGAGAUCCACGCCUUGCGACGGUUGGUCUGCGGCGGCUGGAUGGCCCAGUGGCGCAUGCUCUGCGAACUGGGCGAGGACCCCGUGCCGGCCGUGGACGACGACCCGUCGACACCCUCACGCGAGAGCUUGGAGGACGACGAGGACUACGAGUUGGAGUUUAGUGGAGGCGCGCGCGUCGACCCGGCGGCGUUGGCGGGGCGCUUCGCCGCGGACAUCUCGGCGCUCGACGCGGCGACGGCGCAGCUCGCCGGCGGCGCGGCCCCCGACGCGGAGGCGGCGCCGUACGCGUCGGCUUUGGCCGAGACGCUACUCCAGAUGGAGCGCGCGUCGGGGUGUCUGCGGGCGCUCGCGGCCAUCGAGGUGGCGCCCUGGACGCCGGCGCAGCUCCGGGAGCAGCUCGACGCGGCCUACGGCCGCCUCGAGGACAUGAGCAGCCGGCGCGGAUCCAUCACGCGGCGCGCGACGCCGACGCGGCGGCCGGCGAACGGCACGAACUCCACGUCGUGGGUGAGCGUCUGGAACUGCGGCGCGUUUGGGCACCGCGACGAACUCGCGGCGGACGAGGCUUGACCACUCGGCGCGGCACGCGCCGAGCGGAAAUAUACUGAUGAGUAAACACACAGUUUUGGUUAA
Messenger RNA from Pelagomonas calceolata, 4584 nucleotides. The record is from the annotation of a GenBank genome assembly. Lineage: Eukaryota; Pelagophyceae; Pelagomonadales; Pelagomonadaceae.